Molecule: messenger RNA, 2784 nt
Organism: Candoia aspera
Lineage: Eukaryota; Metazoa; Chordata; Lepidosauria; Squamata; Candoiidae
Gene: C8A
Product: complement C8 alpha chain
Exons: 11
Coding region: 67-1857 (596 amino acids)
Biological process (GO): complement activation
Cellular component (GO): membrane attack complex
Molecular function (GO): protein binding
Source: RefSeq, a predicted model, not a curated record
CUCCCAAGUGGGUACUCAAAGGUUUGCAAAACAAAAAUGAAAAGCACUUGGUUUUACUAAAAGAAAAUGAGGGUCCACCCAAGUAAGAUACUUUUUCCUAUAAUUCUCUCCAUAGCUUACCUGCUAUUAUGUCAGGAUACAGAUGCAGCACACAGUAAGCUAACCGGACUGCCUUCCCACAGAUCACGAAGACAAGCCGGGGCACCUAUUCCCAUUGAUUGUCACCUGAGCACGUGGUCACAAUGGACGAUAUGCUUUCCUUGCCAAGGAAAACGAUUCAGAUCAAGGCAACUGGUGCAACCAGCCAAAUACAGAGGGAGUGCCUGUAAUGGUAAUCUUUGGGACAAAGAAGCAUGUAAGCCAAAAGAACCGUGUGUUGCGGAACAAAGCUGUGGAGAUGACUUUCAAUGUCAGGAGACUGGGCGUUGCAUUAAACGUCACCUACUAUGCAAUGGAGAGCCAGACUGUAUGGAUGGGUCUGAUGAGGAUGGUUGUGAUGAUCCUGUAAGUACAUGUGAAAAUCCAGAUCCAGUUCCAGGAAUUGAACAAGUUUCAAGGGGAUUCAAUAUCCUUACACAAAAACCAGCACUGUUCGUCUAUGACCCUAAGUACUUUGGAGGCCAGUGCGAAUCUGUUUACAAUGGAGAAUGGCGAGAGCUGAAGUAUGAUUCGGCAUGUGAGCGUUUGUAUUAUGGGGAUGAUGAGAAAUACUUCCGAAAGCCCUAUAAUGUUCACUUCUAUCACUUUCUAGCUCAGGCUGAUACUGGUGUUUCUUCUGAGUAUUAUGCUGAUUCCACAGACUUACUGGAUGCCAUCAAAAAAGACACCUCUAGAAAUGGUGGUUUUACAGUUGGCAUAGGACUUGCUGAAGUGCCCGUGUCAUUGGAGCUAGGCUUCACUUUAUCAAAGGGUUCAGGGACCCUGAACAAUUUUACACAAUACAAAGAAAAGAAUGUAGGAUUUAUUAGAGUUAAAACCAAAGUGCAAACAGCCCGUUUCAAGAUGAGACGCAAUAAUAUAUAUUUGGAUGAAGACAUGUUACAGUCUCUGAUGGAGCUCCCAGAAGAGUAUAACUAUGGGAUGUACAGCAGUUUUAUUUAUGAUUAUGGCACCCAUUUCAUGACAUCUGGAACCAUUGGAGGCAUCUUUGAAUAUAUCCUUGUUGUGAACAAAGACAAAAUGAGGAGCUCAGAUAUUAAAACGGAUUAUGUAAAUAGCUGUUUUGGGGCAUCGAUUGGCCUUAGCUUUCCAUUUCAAGAAACUUUGGAGAUAAAUGCCAAGGUGAACUUCAAUAAAUGUGCCAUAGAAGGAGGCAUGGCUGAAGAUCCCAAUGACAAAAAAUCAGUAAUAGAAGAUAUUAUUCCCCGGGUUGAAGGUGGAGAUGCCUCAUCCAUUGCCAGGAUCAUGGAAAAUAAGAGCUCCAUAGCAUACCGUUACUGGGGGAGGUCAUUAAAACUUAAUCCCACCGUUAUUGAUUUUGAGCUGCAGCCCAUACAUGAAUUAUUGUCUAGAACAAACCUUGCUAAUAUUGAGACCAAGAGGAAGAACUUGAAAAGGGCUACAUAUCAGUAUUUAAUGGAAUUCAAUACCUGCCGCUGCGGUCCAUGUAAGAACAACGGUGAACCAAUAUUGCUGGGGUCUACCUGUGUUUGUGAGUGCAAGCAGGGCUUCCAAGGCCCAGACUGUGGAGAGACAAAAAGGAGAGGCUAUCCAGUCCAUGGUAGCUGGAGUUGCUGGACUCCAUGGGCAGCUUGUCAAGCUGGAUCUAGAAGCCGCACAAGACAGUGUGCAAACCCAGCUCCUGAAAAUGGUGGAACAGCAUGUCCAGGCAGGAAUAUCCAGACAGAGACAUGUUAAUAGUUGCUGUGAGUGAAUUAAUGGGUUGUGCUGCCAGGCAGGAAAAUGUUGGGACUUCUGAUGCAAAUGGAGUCAAAACAAAUGGGCCAUAAAUGCUUCCUUACAUUUAGGACAGUGGAAACUCCUAGUAACAAGAAUAUAAAGAAAAAGAAAUGGAAAGGGCUAUUAGCAAAGGGCUUAGUUGCAUAAGAAUGGUAACUAUAGUAAUUAUUUUUGUUGAAUGCAGAAGUCCAUCAUAAGUAAGAUAUUUUUGCUUGGCAAAAAAAUUUAAAGGAAAAGAACUUGCAAUAUUGCUGGUCCUAUAAUAUUACUUACUGACAUAUUAGGACUAUACAGAGAAUUCCUCUUCAUGUGGAUACCUAGUGUAUGAUGCAAAACAGAACAUGCUUCCUUCCCAGAAUUUCUAAUUUACUACCGUGGCAACAAAAAUAUUUUUUCUGCCUACUGGAGAAAUUCGUUCCCAAAGUAAUUAUGAAACAAUUGGGUCCAAAAUUAUGAAGAUUCUUCUUCUCACCAUCAUGUAAGGAUAUUUUUCUGAAGCUACAAGUCUUGAGAGCUGAUAAUUUACAAUACAGCCUUUUUUCUUCAGAUAAACAAAUUUCUAAACCAAAACAGUCCUCUUGGUGCAACUAAGAUGAUAAAUUACCUCUGGAUAUAAAUCAUCUAUAUAUUCUGUCACUUAGGUAGCCUCAGCUUUUUAAACAACAGCAAUAGUAAUAAUACUUUGGUUUAAUGCUUUUGAAACUCUAGGAGUCAUAAAAACCACAUCCAUGCAUCAGAAUUCAAAGCAACUGUCAAAUCAAAGCACGCCUAUUAAUUCACAGAUCCAGCUCUGAAAUAUUGGGGGAAGCAAGGCAUUUCUUUAACCAUAAAAAAUCUAUCCAAACUGUUAGAAACCAAAUUAAAUAAAAGCAUUUUGGAAAACCA